UUUUUGCUUUCAUACUAUACCGAUAUUUACAGUAGUGAAAUACGACCAAUAGAUGAGCAGAAUUGGACCUGUAAUUGAAAUCAAUCGUCUCAACGCGUUCGCGACCAAGUGAUUAGCAGGACAAAGAAAGAAUACCUCAAUACAUUUCACAUAAUAUAAUUGCAACAAAGAUUAGCACGUGAAUCAAUCGAAGUCGCCAAACACAAAUCCCCAAUAGAAGACGCACAAUGUUUUCAUAUAAGCUGCCGUGCGGGGACUUCCAAACGGUCACCACAAUGACGGAGAAAAAUAUAAGCUUCGUGCCGCCAGUUUACGAGCAGAGGUACUGCGCGGCAAUUCAAAUUUUAAUGGGAUGGCAGGAUCAAAUCAAGAAGGUGGUCGAAUUUGGCUGUGCCGAAAUCCGGUUCUUCCCCCUACUACGACGAAUUGAGACGAUUGAAAAUAUAGUUCUGGUGGACAUUGACGAAGCACUGCUGAGGAAGAACAUGAAUCGAAUAGACCCAUUGCUCUCCGACCAUAUUAAGAAACGCCAGAGUCUCCUGCAAGUGCAGGUUCUGCAAGGAAACGUCGCCGAUUCCUCGGAUGAAUUGCGGGACACAGAUGCUGUUAUCGCUUUGGAACUCAUUGAGCACGUUUAUGAAGAUGUGUUGACCAAAAUUCCAUUGAAUGUUUUCGGAUUCAUGCAACCGAAAAUUGCCAUAUUCAGCACGCCUAAUUCGGACUAUAAUGUCAUCUUUACGCGCUUCAAUCCCCUUCUACCGAAUGGAUUUCGUCACGAAGAUCACAAGUUUGAAUGGACGCGGGAAGAAUUUAAGUCCUGGUGCACGUCUAUUGUUCAGAAAUAUCCCAAUUACAUGUUCGCCCUAAUGGGAGUGGGAGAUCCUCCCAAGGGCUAUGAGUCCGUCGGUCAUGUGUCGCAGAUAGCGAUAUUCGUACGCAAGGAUAUCCUCGAAUUGGAGCUAGAGAAUCCGCUGAUUCGCAAUGUAGGGACAUCCAGUCCCUACCAGCUCAUACAUGGCGUCACCUAUCCCUUUCAUGUGGAUACCAGGAGUCAGGAGCAACGUAUCUGGGACGAUGUUCAAUAUGAGCUGAAUAAUUUUAAGCAAUACUGCAAAUACCAAACCGAAGAUGACGACUGUUCGGAUAUACAUAAACUACCAUUUGAGUCACUACUGUCACGCAUCCAUCGCACUGGCGCUACAAGAGAAAUACUUGACGAUAUCCUAAAAAAGAAAUCAGUUCAGGUCAAGGAUGAUUUCGUUCUGAUAGAGGACUCGGACGACGAUUCCGUAACUUCAACCCAUAGUGAUGCCGAUGAGCAGAGCUUGAAUGAGGUCCAAUUAUCCGGAGAGGACGAGGAGCUUUGGGGUGUCAAUUAAGCUCCGCUCCCAAGAUUGGGGCCCAGAAUAAUAUUUUUUCAUAAGUCCCGGUGAACUCCCAUAUUGGGACUUCGAAUAAAUCCAGAACCAAA
Molecule: messenger RNA, 1471 nt
Organism: Drosophila persimilis
Lineage: Eukaryota; Metazoa; Arthropoda; Insecta; Diptera; Drosophilidae
Gene: Hen1
Product: small RNA 2'-O-methyltransferase
Exons: 3
Coding region: 228-1379 (383 amino acids)
Biological process (GO): RNA methylation; siRNA processing; piRNA processing
Cellular component (GO): cytoplasm; nucleus
Molecular function (GO): RNA methyltransferase activity; O-methyltransferase activity
Source: RefSeq, a predicted model, not a curated record